UGAUAGAGCCCAACCAGAGCUUCGUAGCCGUCUUUAAGAUCAAAGGUGUUUCCUUUGAAGAAGGAGCGAAAAGCUCAGAAUGGAGUAUAUGUGAAUGCCGAGGAAAUUGCACAGGAUGGCGCGGUUGGCGUGCCUGUACGCGAGGGGGAUACAAUCUGCCUGGGUUGUCCAAUUCCGGAGAAGGUAUCGAGAACAUAUGCCGUUUUCAGGUUAAAGAAAGGAGCGGACGAUUCGGACCAAAUUGUAAUAUUAAACGAUUCAGAUGACUCAGCUCCUUUGCCGCCUCUAAAGCCUGCUGCUGAAAUCGAAGUGGAAUCUGUCGCAAGCGAUAAUGCUGCCCCAAAUUCUGCUAGCAAAGAGACGGACAAGGGGAGUCAAACUGCAUCCAGUUCACAUCCGAUGCUUCACUUGCCGAAGUUACCACACGUUAAACCAGAGUUGGUAAAGACGGCACGAGAUAUUACAAACAUCUUUGGAGAGGCAGAUGAUACCAUUAUUGACAGUGUUCUGGAGAUAAAUCCGUAUUUGUACAAUCAUUUGUCCAAAGAUAAGCAAGCAGUUCCAAUCUCAAAGCUACACGAUGGUCAAGUCAUUGAGCUGGCUGAGAAGGAGGAUAGCCCGGAUGGUCUGCCCUGUCCUAAGCAGCCCGACCACGCGGGCAGCAUCAGCAUGCCUCCGCCUUUUUCGCCUGCCCCGUCUUGGGAGAAAUUCUUUGAGGAGUACGAUGAGGAAAAGAUCAUGUCGGUUCUGCAAGAGAUGAAGGAGGAGUUGGGCGAGGAAAACUUUUUUGAUACAAAUAACAAUGGAAGCCGCUCCCACGGCUCACCCUUGUCUUCCAUUAAUGACGACGACAUCAUUGUGAUCACCGACAGCGAUGAUGAUGACCUAUGCAGAAAGGUGACCGACUGGUCAGCCAGAAAGCAAACGACGUCUUGUCACAGGCGUAUCCUAUGGCCGAUUCUGACGCGGAGGAUGAUUUUCAAUCUCAAAUGAAAUUCCGAAACCUACCGAAAACGCUUCGCAUGGUC
Messenger RNA from Drosophila pseudoobscura, 1028 nucleotides. RefSeq lists its product as uncharacterized. The record is from RefSeq and is a predicted model, not a curated record. The coding region runs from base 400 to 993 and encodes 197 amino acids. NCBI's taxonomy places the organism in Eukaryota, Metazoa, Arthropoda, Insecta, Diptera, Drosophilidae. The transcript has 2 exons.